This is a messenger RNA of Bursaphelenchus okinawaensis, 1367 nucleotides long. Lineage: Eukaryota; Metazoa; Nematoda; Chromadorea; Rhabditida; Aphelenchoididae. The record is from the annotation of a GenBank genome assembly.
AUGGAAUCAGGACCUUCACACGGAGCUUCUACUCCACAAGUAGCACCACAAACGGCUGGACGAUUGGGAUUGACGCCAGAACAACUAAAAUGGUUAAUGACAAAGCUUUCAUCCGAUGAUGAAAAGGAUCUCUCCAAGACAAUGCGCGACUGUACGAGCGAAAUGACAGCAACACGUGGAUUUCCUUUCGCUAUUGGCACGAUGGUAUCAAUGUGGAUUGUGAGGAAUCGGCUUCCUGAGAAAUACUGGAUUGGUCCAAAGUCGGCAUGGGCCUUCUACACGUUGAUUGGACUGGGAUCGUUAACAGCGGCGAAUUUGUUGAGUAUGAACACGUGUGCUGAUCGGGUACGGCCGAAAUUGGCUGCGCUUUAUGAAAAGGUGGGUGGUUUGUAUUUUUUGUCUUGGAUUUUAGGCUAAUGGAGUUGACGGAAGAUCUGAUGGUUUUUGGAGUUGGAAUAGAGUCUAGGCUUUACUAUAGUAUUGAUUUCAAAGACGUAGCAUAGUUUUCAUGGUAUAUACAUCGAUUUUUCUCAAGAUGUUCCGUUAUAUGUAUAUUAAUAUUGUUGGUCUUGAAUUUAUGGUUUUUGAUGUAAGAGGGCUAAUUUGACGCUUUCAGAAGCAAGAAUAAAUUAUAAACUUUGAUAAAUAGAUAUUGAGUUUAUAUCUUGUCUUACAGUUUGUUUCAAUUAUUUUUCGCCGAACUAUCUUAUAUUAUUGAUGGUUAAUAAAAUUGACUUUUAUUAUAAGAUUAUGGAGUUAAUUGGUUUGUUGGAUAGUUUUGGUAGUUGAAAUAGACUUGUACCUUUAGUAUACUUUAGGUUUCUCAUUAAUAGUUAUGUUUUCUGCCGUUUUAUAACGAAUUUCAGUCAAGCUUACUAUAAUAUAAAUUGGUAAUAGAGAGUUACUUGAUUUUGGUAGGAACAGCGGGUUGUUAAGCUUUACAGCACUUUUAAAAUUAAUUGUAUGGUUAGAUAGAUAUAUAAUUGGUAGUAGAAGGUUGUUUGUAUCUUAUUUUGUGAAUAUAUUGAUAUAUGUUAUCUUAUAGUAUUAACUUUUGUUAAUUUUUAUAUUUUCAGUACAAUGAAAUUGCCGAUGGUCACGGAGCACCUCAAGACCGUUAUUCUCAACUCCGUGAGCAGAAUCGACGUGGUGGUCCAACGCUGCGGUCGAUGUUAGAUGAUCAAAAAGCGGCCAGUGCCGAGUACGAAGAGAUUAAGAAGAAGAAUGACAGAUAUCAUUGGGACGAAACAGCGCCACUAUUGAGUGGUACACCCACAACCUCGGUACCAAUUGCUGGAAAAUCAACGGCUUUAAGAGGAGAUUCGCCGGAGAGUGGCACUAGUUACGGCGACAAAGACUUUUCGUAG